AUUCGCAAGUUCAACCGAACUACGUCCGUAUUGGAUGGAGAAUUGGAACUGUUUCAUGAUCUGGACGACAAUUUUACAUUUACGCUGGGACUGUCGUACAGUGUACUAGGAAACAAUCAGUUCAUCAGUUCACCAUUCCGAAUUCCAAUGCAAAAAUUCUGCAGGUUUUCCAACACAACCUACAGAGACUAUCGGGAGUUCUAUCGGAACACCAUUAAUUUUCCCGAUGCUGGAACGUGUCCGUGGCCGGCACAGAUGUACUACAUCAAGAAUAAAGUCUUGGACGCCAAUUUAAUCAAUAAGUACUUUCGGCCAGGCCUAUGGAAGCUGGAUAUGUUGUUCUACAAAGUCAAAGAAAACUUUGCCAUGUUCGCCGCGGAGUUAUUUUUCAAGGUUGUACGAGGCGACCUGUCAUAA
Messenger RNA from Anopheles bellator, 417 nucleotides. RefSeq lists its product as uncharacterized. NCBI's taxonomy places the organism in Eukaryota, Metazoa, Arthropoda, Insecta, Diptera, Culicidae. The record is from RefSeq and is a predicted model, not a curated record. The transcript is spliced from 2 exons. The annotation marks the transcript as partial.